Molecule: messenger RNA, 1563 nt
Organism: Plasmodium coatneyi
Lineage: Eukaryota; Apicomplexa; Aconoidasida; Haemosporida; Plasmodiidae
Product: KIR protein
Exons: 4
Coding region: 1-1563 (520 amino acids)
Source: RefSeq, a predicted model, not a curated record
AUGGCCUCAGGAUUGGGAAGAACAUUUAAGGAGUCAGUGGCAAAAAUAUCAGGAGGUGUCCCGAAGAACAAGGGACAUUAUGAAUGCCUAUUGUUCUGCAAUUGCAUUGGUACUGAGAUCAGGGGGAAGUUAGGUGCUCACGAACCUAAAGUAGUUAUGAAUGAAGUGUACAAUAAGCUGGAAAAAUUCACAUCUCAGGGUAAUUGCACUAACUUAUAUCCUGAUAUUAGCUGGGAUAUUUUUGAACGAGGAAAAAAAAUAUUCGACUGCAACUAUGACUAUGCCACAUUGCAAGGGAAAAAGGAAAAUACAUAUACCCGUUGUCUAAGGUAUAAAGAAAACUUAGACGAUGCUAAGGAAGCAUAUAGGAAAGUGAAGGAAAUAUGUACGGAUGGUGGUACUGAUAAAUAUUGUAGGGAAUUUUUAAAGAAAAAUGGGGACCAGAAAUAUAAGCAACCACAAGAAUUAACAUGCCCAGAGGAGGAGAAGACACUAUCUGACAGUGAUUCAGAAGAACAAUCUGACUAUGAUGGAACAGGGACGGAAGGAAUAUUAGGGAGUAAGCAGUUGGAAAAAGUGAAAUCAGAAUUAAAGGAGUAUCAGGAAUUAGAAAGGGGUUCAAAGGAUUGUGAUAAUGGUAGUAAGGUCAGAGAAUUAGGGGGAAUAUUAACAUCAUAUACUCUUGUUCAGAAUGGUGCUCAGGAAAUUGUGGAUGCUUGGUGUUAUGCACAUAAGAAAUGGGCCGUCAGUUUACCCAAGGAUGAUCUUUGUUAUGCAUUAUAUUUCUGGAUAGGACAUACAAUAUUGGAAAAUCGGAAGUAUGCUGAUGAUUUAUGGGGCAUUAUGAAGGCCAUUUAUCCAAAAUUAACAACAUGGAAACCUAUAAAGGGGUGCGAUAGCGUGGGCACGAAAAUUGACGAGGACACUUUCAAUGAGAGGAAACAAGUGUUUGAAUACAUUCAGCAGUGCAAAAUUAUGAAAAAACAAUUAGAGCAGAGCAGAAGGAGCGCUUCGUCUAACAACAAAGCAAAGUGCGAACAGAGUUAUUAUACUCACUUAGAAGAUGUGAUAAAAAAACUUACAGCUGAGGAAACUAAAUGUAAACAGGAACAGGGUGGUAGUGCUAAUGAUCCAUAUUGUAAGAGAUUCUUAGCAAUGUGUCAACAAUGCGAUCCUAAGGACCUGUCCAAAUUAAAAUGUGAAAAAGUAGAACCAAAAACCGAAGAGUCUACAACAUCCAACUAUCAGGCACCCUCCACUGAGGACACAAUCACCUCCCCCUCUGAAGGUAGCAACAAUACUACCACCACCAUUGCAGUUCCUUCUGCAUUAGCUGCAGUAGGUUUACCAACAAUUGCUGCAUUCCUUCUUUACAAGUAUAACAUCCUACCUUCUUGGUUCCAUAAUACUUUUGGUAACUCUACUGGAAGGAGCAGAAAUAGCAAUAAAAGGAGGAACAGAAGAUCAACCAACUCUAACUUUAGUGCAUUGACCGACGACGACACAUUAACAACAAUAAAUUCGUCCGAAUAUUCAAUCCCAUAUACCUCAUCAUCCACCUAG